AUGAGGUUUAAGACAUGUGAGCACAAAUACAUCCUGAAAGCAAACAAUGAUACGGUGAUUAGUUUUUCGGAUCAAGAUGAUUCCAUUUUUCCGAAAAACAUGUUUCAAUUUAAGGAUUUUGGAUCCUUAAAGGCUCCAGGAGGUGUUGAUUGUAACCAGUUAAUUGAUUUGAUUGGUCGUGUCGUUUCCAUUCAUCAGCCAAAAGAUAUUCAAGUUAAACAAAAUUCCCAAAGGUUGAUUGAUUUUGUUAUUGAGGAUUGUAGGGAAAGUCGAUUGACCGUAACCUUAUGGGACGAGCAUGUGGAUUCCGUUUUGCCUUUUUUUAAUGUUGCUUUAACAGACCCAUUGAUUGUUAUACUACAAUUAUGUAGAGACAGGGUCACUGAUGAUAUUCAACGCGAUUGGUACUUCAUUGCAUGUAAGAAUAAGGGUUGUGGGAAGAAACUUCAAGAAAUUAAUGAUCAAAUGUAUUGUAAGUCAUGUGGCCAAGAGAGUCCUCACGAAAUAAUUAAGUAUAAAUUGGUUAUUGAUAUACUUGAUGAUGAGCAAGAUGGACAACUAAUUCUUUGGGAUAAUGUGUGUUCGCCUCUAUUAGGGAUCACUGCUAGCGAGUUAAAGGGGAAAUAUUCUGAGGAGGGUUGUAUGCCCAAUGAGAUUGAGGGAUUAAUUGGAAAGACCAUGAAGUUCAGGAUAGUUACAAGAGAGGAUCAAUUUAAGUACAGAGGAAAUGAUGCUUUUACUGUUCUAAGAGUGCAAGCUGACGAAGCAAUAAGCAAUUCUUUCAAAAAGGGAGAACAAGGCAGUGUGAUUAGGAAGCUUGCUGCAGAAAAAGAAUUCAAUGAAAAUUUUGGACAAGGCAUUGAACCACUAGAAGUUAUAACUUCGUCUAAUCCAGAAGUAAUCAUUCUUGAUGAAAGCACUCCUGAGCAGCAAUCUUUGAAGAGAAUAAACAUGGAUUGUUCAUCAUCUUCAAAGACUUUGAAAAAGCCUAAGAAUGAGCCCAACCCAUUCUAG
Ipomoea triloba (trilobed morning glory) is the source of this 1014-nucleotide messenger RNA. RefSeq lists its product as uncharacterized. The transcript has 6 exons. NCBI's taxonomy places the organism in Eukaryota, Viridiplantae, Streptophyta, Magnoliopsida, Solanales, Convolvulaceae. The coding region runs from base 1 to 1014 and encodes 337 amino acids. The record is from RefSeq and is a predicted model, not a curated record.